GGGGAUUUCAAGGAAGUCGUUCAUUGCUGCCUGUGUUUCUCGCCCGCAACUUUCCCCCCCCUCAGUUCUAGGUGACAUUCUGCCUCUCAUAACGCCGGCCUCAGGUGACUCGCAUCGCAUUGUUUUCCCUUCCCACUACAAUCAAAAAAGAAACUCCAUCAACUCCUACGACCGCUACCAGUCCUGCAAUAUCUUUGCCUGGACGAGCCAAAUACACAUUCUCCGGCGAGCGCAACCAUUUGACAUCCCACUUCGCACGCUUCCUUUCAUAUCGAUGACCUGAUCCACCCUCAGUUCCACACAGACAUUGGGUGAUCAUGACCAUCCGCAAACAGUACCCUCCUCGUUCGUACGAGACGUUCUCCGAAGAAGGUGCAGCGUCCGAGUCUGCAUCCCAUACUCCAUCCAGCUCAGACAAAUCAAGGUCAGCCGCAGCAGAAGCCCAGAGGCUGGCUUCUGCAGGAUCAUGGGCAGACAAUUUCGCAGGCGAGACACCCGCGACAAACCGGACGCCGACAGCAUCGACCGUUGACGGUGAAGAGUCUCGAGAUGUUCAAUAUCCGCAACUAUCACAAGAAAUAGAUCCGUCCGAUCCACCACCCAUGUACACUCCUUCCGAUACUACUCAAUCUCAACCACCCACCACCUCUGCCUCUCCGAAUGUGCAAAGAGCAGUGCCGGCACAACCAGAGAUUGUAAGCGCCCCCAGUACACUUGGUUCUCCCUCAAUUUCCCACGUGCAACGCCCUUUUCGAGACGACGAAGACGGCGCAAAUCUUCCUGAACCAGUCCAAUUUCCGUACCAUACGUGCAGUCAUCAGCGUCCAGACCGAAACUACGACAAUAACGAGUCGGACGAUGGAACCGCCUUCCUAGGCUCUAAUGGUAGAUGGGGCCGGGGGAGACGAUGGUGGACGAGGCGCCAUGGUGAAGGUCGAGGUCGAGGUCGAGGCUGCGGAGGCCGACGAUGGGGUCGACGGCGGGAGUGCCACAAGGAACGCGCUCGUCGAUUCAAGAAGAUUUGCUGGUUUACAUUCGCUCUCCUCCUGUGCUUGUGGUUGAUGAUCCCCGGCUUGUGCAAGUCGUUCUCGAAAGAUAACAAGAGGCAGUUCCCAGUCUUCAGCCCUGAACCUUCAUCAUCACCCUGGCCUCCUUUUCCGAAGCGCGAACAUCGCGAACACGAGACUUCUCAUUCCAUCACUGGAACAUACCAGCUGUACGACCUUCUCGACCUCUCGACGGUUAGUGGGAGCAUUAAUGUCAACAUUCAGGUUCAGUCUGGAGACAAACCAGCUGUUCUUCGUCUGGCGACGAAAUCGGGCAGCGUACAUGUCAGAUUCAGCUCUGGUGGCGGUCUCUUCCGCAAGCCCGUCAUCCCAGAGAUGGCCAAUCACAGAACCUUGAUCACAGAUAUCUCGACAAACUCUGGUAGCGUGUCGGGUGACUUGGUGCAUGGAAAUGGCGGGUCCACAACCAUCUCCAUGCACUCCGGCUCGCUGAACUUGUCCAUACAUACCGUCGGGGUAUCGGAGAACGAUUCUGUAUCCAACAUUUCCACCACAACGACCUCGGGGAGCCAGUAUCUCAGAGUCAUAAGCCCUCUAACUUCGACAGGGGCUGUGAGAGCCAUUCAAGCACGACACGUUGUCCAAGGUAGUGGCAGUAUGAACAUCCACUAUCCUCAAGAAUGGGAGGGCAUGGUCCAUGUCAAAGUCAAUGGGUCUGGAAGCGUCAGAGCGGACGGUCGAGAUUUGACUGUUCAGAAAGAAAACUCCCGAGAGCUAUAUGGCUAUAGAGGCAUGAAGGAGGGGAGGAUCGUGGAGAUCUUGGAGGGCGGAAGUGGCAGUGCUCAGUUCAGGUGUUAGUUUCUACAUGGCACGCACGAGUACUGUACCAUAGAGACGUAUUUUUUGUGUCGGGUGGUUGGGUGUAUUGAAACAACGGCCUUCAUCGGCCUUGUCAGUGGUCUGGAGCAAUCGAAAGGUCAUGGGAACAUUCGUUUAUCGAGGGAUGGGAAGAUUUCCAGGGUAUAAUCUGUAUCUCAAUCGCAUAAUAAUCGGGCGAUGAAUGAGAGUCUUUCAGGUUUCCUAUUUGUGUCGUCGAAGGGCAUUGAGGUUUCACAAGAGGUUACGAUGUUGUUGAAGCAUUCAAGUAGGUGAGAAAACACAUUGAAUCGAGGUCGAUGGGGAGUGAGGCUCCUUUUGAUGUCUACAAGUAUUGAUCCGUACUGUGCAGUACUGUCUCGUAGUGUAGGAGAUUUUUUGGCAAGACGUUACUGUGACAUUGUGGUUGGUUACGG
Exophiala oligosperma is the source of this 2299-nucleotide messenger RNA. RefSeq lists its product as uncharacterized. The transcript is spliced from 2 exons. The record is from RefSeq and is a predicted model, not a curated record. NCBI's taxonomy places the organism in Eukaryota, Fungi, Ascomycota, Eurotiomycetes, Chaetothyriales, Herpotrichiellaceae. The coding region runs from base 318 to 1865 and encodes 515 amino acids.